Messenger RNA from Vitis riparia (riverbank grape), 4550 nucleotides. Its product is annotated as disease resistance protein RPV1-like. The record is from RefSeq and is a predicted model, not a curated record. Lineage: Eukaryota; Viridiplantae; Streptophyta; Magnoliopsida; Vitales; Vitaceae. The coding region runs from base 175 to 4374 and encodes 1399 amino acids. Gene Ontology annotation, molecular function: ADP binding; protein binding. Gene Ontology annotation, biological process: signal transduction; defense response. The transcript has 6 exons.
CAUGCUUAUGCAUUGGGACCCCACAAAAUGGGAAAAGGAUCACCUGCUUGCAUGUGUUGGGACAAUCGAUUAGGACCCAAAGAUGCCGUAGGGGAUAUCAAGUAUUGAGCCUAUUGACUGACCACAAGUUAAUCCUCAACUCUCUUUAAGCUUUCAUCCAGAAACUCUCCAACAAUGGCUUCCUCUACCCAAAAACCCUCUUCUUCUUCUUCUACCUCAAUCCGUCAAUAUAACUUCGAUGUGUUCUUGAGUUUUAGAGGUGAAGACACCCGCUACAAUUUUACGGAUCAUUUAUUCGUAAAUUUGCAUCGGAUGGGGAUUAAAACUUUCAGAGACGAUCAACUUAAAAGAGGAGAGGAGAUCAAAUUAGAACUUUUAAAAACUAUUGAAGAUUCAAGAAUUUCCAUAGUUGUGUUCUCAAAAGACUAUGCUCAGUCCAAGUGGUGUUUGGAUGAGUUAGCGAAGAUCAUGGAGUGCAGGGAAGAAAUGGAACAAAUAGUCUUUCCGGUGUUCUACCACGUGGAUCCUUCCGAUGUGCGAAAGCAAACAGGGAGCUUCGGAGAGGCACUUUCCAUUCACGAAAGAACGGUAGAUGAGAAGAAGGUGCAAAGGUGGAAGGAUUCCUUGACAAAAGCAAGCAAUCUAAGUGGUUUCCAUGUGAAUGAUGGGUAUGAGUCAAAGCAUAUUAAGGAAAUUACUAACGAGAUUUGUAAAAGAUUGAAUCCCAAGCUUUUGCAUAUUGAUGAUGUUAUAGUUGGGAUGGAUUUUCGCCUUAAAGAACUAAAAUCAUUGUUAAGUAGUGACUUGCAUGACAUUCAUGUGGUUGGGAUCUAUGGAACUGGUGGAAUUGGUAAAACUACCAUUGCCAAGAUUGUUUAUAAUGAGAUCCAAUGUCAAUUCACUAGUGCUAGCUUUCUUCAAGAUGUCAGAGAGACAUUCAACAAGCAUUGUCAACUUCAACUACAACAACAACUUCUUCAUGAUACAGUGGGGGAUGUUGAAGAGUUUAGCAAUAUCAAUAAAGGAAUCAAUAUAAUAAAGGCCAGACUUAGCUCAAAAAGGGUUCUUAUUGUAAUUGAUGAUGUGGAUCAGUUGCAGCAAUUAGAGUCAGUGGCCAGAAGUCCUAAAUGGUUUGGUCCAGGAAGUACAAUUAUCAUUACAACCAGAAACCAACAUUUGUUGGUUGAGUAUGGAGUGACUAUAUCAUAUAAGGCUACAGAAUUACAUAAUAGGGAAGCUCUUCAACUCUUCAGCCAACAUGCCUUUAAACAAAAUGUUCCUAAAGCAGAUUAUGUGAACCUCUCAAAUUGCUUGGUACGUUAUGCUCAAGGUCUCCCUUUGGCCCUUAAAGUUCUAGGUUCUUCUCUUCGAGGCAUGACAAUAGAUGAAUGGAAAAGCGCAUUGGAUAAAUUUAAAAAAAACCCUAUGAAGGAAAUUAAUGAUGUGCUUAGAAUAAGUUUUGAUGGGCUUGAUUCUUCUCAAAAGGAGGUUUUCCUUGACAUUGCGUGUUUUUUCAAAGGUGAAUGCGAAGAUGUCGUGUUAAGAAUAUUAGAUGGUUGCAAGUUAGAUCCAAUGUACAACAUAAGAGUUCUACGUGAUAGAUGUCUGAUAACUAUCUUAGACAACGUCAUACAAAUGCAUGACUUGAUACAACAAAUGGGUUGGGCAAUUGUUCGUGAAGAAUGUCCGGGAGACCCAAACAAAUGGAGUAGAUUGUGGGAUGUUGAUGAUAUUUAUGAUGCAUUUUCUAGACAAGAGGGAAUGAAAAAUAUUCAAACCAUAUCUUUGGACUUGUCUAGAUCAAAAGAAAUACGGUUCAGUACAAAAGUGUUUGCUAAGAUGAAGAAACUUAGGUUGCUUAAAAUCUAUUGCAAUGAUCAUGAUGGUUUGACAAGAGAAGAGUAUAAAGUGCAUCUUCCUAAAGACUUUGAAUUUCCUCAUAAUUUGAAAUAUCUUCAUUGGCAAAGAUGCACUUUGAGGUCUUUACCUUCAAGGUUUCAUGGAGAACAGCUUAUUGAAAUCAACUUGAAGUCUAGCAACAUAAAAAAGCUUUGGAAAGGGAAUAAGUGUCUUGGAAAACUAAAGGGCAUUGAUUUAAGUAACUCAAAACAGCUUGUCAAAAUGCCUAAAUUCUCAAGCAUGCCGAAUUUGGAGAGACUGAAUCUUGAAGGUUGCACAAGUUUGCGCGAACUUCAUUCAUCUAUUGGUGAUCUCAAAUGGUUGACUUACUUGAAUUUAGGAGAAUGUGAGCAGCUCCAAAGUUUACCUACUAGCAUGAAGUUUGAAUUUCUUGAAGUCCUUUAUCUCAAUCAAUGUCCAAAGUUGAAGAAGAUUCCUGAGAUCCAUGGGAAUAUGGGACAUUUGAAGGAACUUUAUUUAAAUGAGAGUGGGAUUAAAGAGCUACCAAGUAGCAUUGUUUAUUUAUUCUCUCUUGAAGUCCUUAAUCUCUCAGAUUGUUCAAACUUUGAGAAAUUUCCUGAGAUCCAUGGGAAUAUAAAAUUUUUGAGGGAGCUUCAUUUAGAAGGAUGUUCAAAGUUUGAGAAAUUUCCGGAUACAUUUACUUAUAUGGAACAUUUAAGGGGGCUUCAUUUACGUGAGAGUGGUAUUAAAGAACUCCCAGACAGCAUUGGGUAUUUGGAAUCUCUUGAAAUUCUUGACCUCUCAUAUUGCUCAAAUUUUGAGAAAUUCCCAGAGAUAAGAGGGAAUAUGAAAUGUUUGAAGGAGCUUUUUUUAGAUAAUACUGCUAUUAAGGAACUCCCAGGCAGCAUUAGAUGUUUGGAAUCUCUUGAAAAUCUCAACCUCUCAUAUUGCUCAAACUUUGAGAAAUUUCCAGAGAUCCAAGGGAAUAUGAAAUUCUUGAAGGAGCUUUAUUUAAAGCACACCACUAUUAAGGAACUCCCAAAUAGCAUUGGGUGCUUGCAGGACCUUGAAAUUCUUGACCUCAGUGGUUGCUCAAAUCUUGAGAGGCUUCCUGAGUUUCAAAAAGAUAUGGGAAAUCUACGGGAUCUUUUUCUAGACAAAACUGCAAUUAAAGGAUUACCCUGCUCAAUAGGUCAUCUCACUGGACUUGAUCGCUUAAAUUUGGAAAAUUGUAGAAACUUGAGAAGUCUUCCAAGCAUAUGUGGGUUGAAAUCCCUUGGAGACCUCUUUAUCAAUGGUUGUUCAAAUCUAGAGGUUUUUUCAGAGAUCACGGAGGAUAUGGAACAAUUAGAACGCCUUUUGUUACAUGAAACGGGCAUAACAAAGCUGCCAUCAUCAAUUGAACACCUGAGAGGUCUUCGUUCCUUGGAAUUGAUCGAUUGUGAGAACCUUGUGGCUCUUCCCAAUAGCAUUGGUAGUUUGACAUGUCUUACUAGUCUUCGUGUUCGUAACUGUACAAAGCUCCAUAACUUGCCUGACGAUUUGAGAAGCCUACGGUGUUGCCUAAAAGAACUAGAUCUAGGUGGUUGCAACCUGAUGGAAGGAGAAAUCCCCAGUGAUUUAUGGUGCUUAUCCUCACUGGUAUAUUUAGAUGUAAGUGAAAACCAUAUUCGUUGCAUACCGGCUGGCAUCACUCAACUUUUUGAGCUCGAAACCCUUUACAUGAAUCACUGCCCGAUGCUUGAAGAAAUUGGAGAGCUUCCAUCAAGUUUAACAAAGAUGGGGGCACAGGGUUGUCCAUGCCUAGAAAUUGAAACUUUCUCAAGUCCACUUUGGUCUUCUCUGCUCAAAUGCUUCAAAUCACCAAAUCAGUCGACAUUUUUUAGGCGGGGGAGAUUUCUCAUUCCAGGAAGUAGUGGAAUACCAGAGUGGGUAAGCCAUCAGAGAAUGGGGUGUGAAGUAAGAAUAGAGCUCCCAAUGAAUUGGUAUGAAGAUAACAACUUCUUGGGAUUUGUACUAUUCUUCCAUCAUGUUCCCCUUGAUGAUGAUGAAUGUGAGACAACAAUCGGUAGUAUUCCACUUUAUGAAUUGACGAUAUCCCAUGGUGAUCAAUCUGAACGACUGGACUGGAUAUCGUUUUAUUCUGAAUGUAAAACCUUCUGGAUUAGGGAUUUAUCAUAUGUCGACGAACUCUACCCCUACUACAGUCGUAGAACAUCAGAUCCAGCAAUUUGGGUGACGUAUUUCCCUCAGAUUAAAAUUCCAGGUGAGUAUCGAUCCAGUUGGUGGAACAACUUGAAGGCUCACUUCCACACUCCGAUCGGUGUUGGCUCUUUUAAGUGUGGCACUAACGCAUGCUUUAAAGUGAAAAGUUGUGGGAUACAUCUCUUGUACGCCCAAGAUCAGAUCCAUUGCCCUCAACCGUCGAGAGGAAGCCUUGGUGAAAGAGAAGAUCACCCAGCCAAGAGAUUAAACCCAAGCAAGGUAUGUCUUCUCUCUUUUUUUAUUUAUUAGAUGGAAUUAGUGAAAAAAGAAAUAUGUAGAUAACUUUUAAAAUCAUAUCCUAGUGACUGAUUUUUAUUUUUAUUUUUUUUCUUUUCAUGAUUUUAUUUUAAUCAUGUGUUCUUAAAUGUCCCAAAAUUAUAGGAAAUUUUGAGAUCCGGCAGCUUGGCUCUGUCUUAAAGUUCAAA